Molecule: messenger RNA, 676 nt
Organism: Papaver somniferum (opium poppy)
Lineage: Eukaryota; Viridiplantae; Streptophyta; Magnoliopsida; Ranunculales; Papaveraceae
Exons: 4
Coding region: 179-508 (109 amino acids)
Cellular component (GO): EKC/KEOPS complex
Source: RefSeq, a predicted model, not a curated record
GCCAUCUCAAAACAACAACAAGAAUUCGCUCUCCGAAACCAAAAUCUUUCUUCUUUAACAACAGAAAAGUCCUUCCCUCGUUUACCAAAUCCCUAAAACCCUUAACAAUCUCUGUUACUUACCCUCACUCCCCCUCCUCAUCUUCUUCUCCUUCUUCUUUCUGGGUUUGUUUUGAGAGAUGUCUGCAUCUAUCUAUGCUGCUUCUCCGGCGGCUAUACUCGACGGGCAAACUCCGGUUCCUCCUUCUCCAUGGCAGUUCAGCUGUGAUUUGGAAGUGAAUUAUGGGUCUGAUGAGAAUGCUUCAAUAGUAUGUGCAGCAAUAGCUGUUGAUGCGGAGUUGCAACCUGACAAAGUGAGAAGGGUGAUGACUGUGAACGAUGGAAAGCUUUCAGUACAUUUUGAGGCAGUCGAAGCAAGGUUUCUGCGAGCAUCAUACAGUUCAUUUGUUGACGUUCUUACACUUGCAACAAAAACUAUCGAAGAAUUUGGGCCAGGAAUGCAGUUGUGAUAGUAGUGAUGUAAAACUGUCAAAGCUGCAAAGCUGAUUUUUCAGGACUUGUGUUUGUGAACUAUGUAAUUCUAUAGCAGUAACUUUCUGAUGCUUGUGCCAGUUAAGAAAUUUGUAAAAGAUUUGCUCGAAUUCCUUAAUAUCACUAGUGCUUCUAGAGUUUCUCAA